CGCGGAGGAAGGGACGCGAGGGGCGGAGUCAGGCCGGCGAGACAGAGUUCCCGAGGGAAGGAGCGGCCAGCUGGGUCCGGCGCGAGGAGUGGCAGGGCCGCCGCGGGGUCUGGAGGAGCGGGGAAGACACUGAUAAAGAGAAGUGCCGAGGGGACGACUGGAAGAGGAAGAUGCCUGCUACAGACUUUCUGCUGUUGAAGUCCUUUGAGCCCUACUUAGAGAUUUUGGAAGUAUACUCUACAAAAGCCAAGAAUUAUGUAAAUGGGCAUUGUACCAAGUAUGAGCCCUGGCAGCUCAUUGCAUGGAGUGUCUUGUGGACCCUGCUGAUUGUCUGGGUAUAUGAGUUUGUCUUCCAGCCAGAGAGUUUAUGGUCAAGGUUUAAAAAGAAGACUUUUAAGCUCAUGAGGAAGGCUCCCAUUUGGGGGGAGAAGAUUCAGAAGAAGAUGAACAAAGCCAAGGAAGAUAUUGGCAAGAACAUGUCAUUCCUGAAAAUAGAUAAAGAGUAUGUGAAAACUUUGCCUGCCCAGGGUCUGAGCUCAUCUGCAGUUCUGGAGAAACUCAAGGAAUACAGCUCCAUGGAUGUCGCCUGGCACGAAGGGAGAGCCUCUGGAGCAGUGUACAGUGGGGAGGAGAAGCUCACUGAGCUCCUCGUGAAGGCUUAUGGAGAAUUUGCAUGGAGUAACCCUCUGCAUCCAGAUAUCUUCCCAGGACUGCGUAAAAUAGAGGCAGAAAUUGUGAGGAUAGGUUGUUCCCUGUUCAACGGGGGACCAGAUUCCUGUGGAUGUGUGACCUCUGGGGGUACAGAAAGCAUACUGAUGGCCUGCAAAGCUUAUCGGGACCUGGCCUUUGAGAAGGGGAUCAAAACUCCAGAAAUUGUGGUUCCCCAAAGUGCUCAUUCUGCAUUUGAUAAGGCAGCCCAUUAUUUUGGUAUGAAGAUUGUGCGGGUCCCACUGACCAAGAUGAUGGAGGUGGAUGUGCGGGCGAUGAGAAGAGCCAUCUCCAGUAACACUGCCAUGCUUGUGUGUUCUGCCCCACAGUAUGCUCAUGGUGUGAUAGAUCCAAUCCCUGAAGUGGCCCAGCUGGCUGUGAAAUACAAAAUACCUCUUCACGUAGACGCUUGUCUGGGGGGCUUCCUCAUCAUCUUUAUGGAGAAAGCAGGAUACCCGCUGGAGCAGCCAUUUGAUUUCCGGGUGAAAGGUGUGACCAGCAUUUCAGCUGAUACCCAUAAGUACGGCUACGCCCCCAAAGGCUCUUCGUUGGUGUUAUACAGUGACAAGAAGUACAGGAGCUAUCAGUUCUUCGUUGCUCCGGAUUGGCAAGGUGGCAUCUACGCUUCCCCAACCAUUGCAGGCUCACGGCCUGGUGGCAUUAGUGCAGCCUGUUGGGCUGCCUUGAUGCACUUGGGUGAGAACGGCUAUGUUGAAGCUACCAAACAGACCAUCAAAACUGCUCGCUUCCUCAAGUCAGAACUAGAAAAUAUCAAAGGCAUCUUUGUUUUUGGGAAUCCUCAAGUAUCAGUCAUUGCUUUGGGCUCCCAUGAUUUUGACAUCUACCGACUAUCUAACCUGAUGACUGCUAAGGGCUGGCACUUGAACCAGUUGCAAUUCCCACCCAGUAUUCAUUUCUGUAUCACAUUAUUACAUGCCCGGAAGCGAAUAGCCAUACAAUUCCUAAAGGACAUCCGGGAAUCUGUCACUCAAAUCAUGAAGAAUCCUAAAGCAAAGACCACAGGAAUGGGUGCUGUCUACGGCAUGGCCCAGACAAUCUCAGACAGGAAUCUGGUUGCGGAAUUAACCUCGGUCUUCUUGGACAGCUUAUACAGCACAGACACUAUCACCCAGGGCAGCCAAAUAAAUGGCUCUCCAAAACCCCGCUGAACUUGGACCCUUUCUAGUCCCAAGGGGCUUCUGGACUUCAGAAGGUUCUGGGGUAUGGAACAGGUCAUGCAAAACUGAGACGUCUGGUCUUGCACCACAGAGCACAAGACGACCACAAGACUGCUUGAUCCUCGGAAUUCUUGUUCCUCCUUUUGUCAUCUUUUUGUGGUUUUUAAUCUGAAGACUUUGAAGGAUUCCAUAAUGUAAUGAUUUUGCCCUUGUUUAGAAAUGUUACCCUAGGAAUUGUUGUCAUUUCCUCCUCUAACUUCUUUAGCUUUUAAUUUCACUUAAUCAUUGUGUGGUGGCUCUGAGCUGACCUGAUUCCUUAGGGAAGCUGGGGUACGUUUAUGAAUAGCAAAAAGGUUUAUUUGUUAUCUCAGGCAGAUGUUUUGGCUGGUCAGAUAGGAAGCACUAUGUAACAGAUGUUUCCCCAGCUGGGUGUUAGGUAUACUUUAAGCAGGAGGCUCAUUCAGCCGGUUAGUUGUCUCUCUUAGAAUCAUUUUUAUUUUUCCAGGACACAGAUCUGCCAGGCCAUUGUUCCCUAUUAUGUAGGACUUGCGUAGUCUACCAAGGCAGGGUUUGGGGUGGUCCAUUUGGAGCGGUCUCUUCUGUGCUUGCAGUCCCUGUUUGACACGGUUGUCACCAUCUUUGGAGACUCUCAUUUGAGGUGAUGCUCCCAUUGAUCUGUUCUUGUUCCCAUGGACUUGGAAGAGAAUAUUCUUUCCAGAGAAUCUAGGACCUUCUGGCUACAGUGCUGCUGCCCUGAACUGGCAGUAGUCAGAGCACACCUGAGCCUUCUCCUGGACUGGUGAUGAGCAAAAACCAGACCCUUUUCUACACUUUUCGGAAUAUCAGAGUAAGAUGACACCCAGAUUCAAAUAUGUGUCACCCAAGUUGGUGGUUGUCUACCCCCCACCCCGACUGCUUUAAGCCAUCAUGUAAUGUAAAUAUGUUUGCUUGAAGGCACAGCUCAAAGGACCUUCACAAGUUGCCUUGACUUACCCUAGGUGGAUGUGAAGAAGGUGUGAUAGGUUUUCUUUUUGCUAAGUGUGUUCUUUCUUCCCCACACCUGCCUUUAUUCAAUGUUCAAAAGUACUUAGCUUCAGGUACUGGGUGCUUCUCAGCCCCCAAAAGGGAACAGCAUAUGGACAUAAACAUUUUGGGAUAGGAAAGCAGAAUGGCAGGCAGCCAUUGUGGCCUAAGGCCCAGAAUUCCUUCGUAAGACUAGUUGCUCAGGGUGGUGCAGGGACAGGACCAGACUCUGCACCUACUUCCUACCCUCUUCUCCCCUAUAGUGGGCACUGGUCUAGUUGAGCUACUGUCCUGCUCUAAUGACAUAAUAUAAUGUGCCUUCUCAGCA
Otolemur garnettii (small-eared galago) is the source of this 3237-nucleotide messenger RNA. It is a transcript of the gene SGPL1, whose product is annotated as sphingosine-1-phosphate lyase 1. The record is from RefSeq and is a predicted model, not a curated record. Gene Ontology annotation, molecular function: pyridoxal phosphate binding; sphinganine-1-phosphate aldolase activity. Gene Ontology annotation, cellular component: endoplasmic reticulum. Lineage: Eukaryota; Metazoa; Chordata; Mammalia; Primates; Galagidae. The coding region runs from base 171 to 1877 and encodes 568 amino acids. The transcript has 15 exons. Gene Ontology annotation, biological process: sphingolipid catabolic process; carboxylic acid metabolic process.